This is a messenger RNA of Penicillium maclennaniae, 318 nucleotides long. It is a transcript of the gene pam18, whose product is annotated as putative mitochondrial DnaJ chaperone (Tim14). The transcript is spliced from 4 exons. Lineage: Eukaryota; Fungi; Ascomycota; Eurotiomycetes; Eurotiales; Aspergillaceae. Bases 1 to 318 code for a protein of 105 amino acids. Gene Ontology annotation, molecular function: ATPase activator activity. The record is from RefSeq and is a predicted model, not a curated record. Gene Ontology annotation, biological process: protein import into mitochondrial matrix. Gene Ontology annotation, cellular component: PAM complex, Tim23 associated import motor.
AUGGCUUCCGUCCUUACUGUUGGUCUCGGUGUUGGCGUGGCUGCUUUCCUGGGUCGCGCUGGCUUGGUCGCCUAUCGCCGCUCGAAGGGAGGCGUCAACGCCGCCGGAAAGGCUUUCUACAAGGGAGGAUUCGAGCCCCGCAUGAACCGCCGUGAAGCCUCCCUCAUCCUCGAACUUCCUGAGCGUACCCUGAACAAGGACAAGGUGCGGAAGAAGCACCGUCAGCUCAUGUUGCUCAACCACCCCGAUCGUGGUGGCAGCCCGUACUUGGCCACCAAAAUCAACGAGGCCAAGGAGUUCCUCGACAAGCAUACGUGA